Molecule: messenger RNA, 1180 nt
Organism: Peromyscus leucopus (white-footed mouse)
Lineage: Eukaryota; Metazoa; Chordata; Mammalia; Rodentia; Cricetidae
Gene: Nkiras1
Product: NFKB inhibitor interacting Ras like 1
Exons: 4
Coding region: 239-607 (122 amino acids)
Biological process (GO): canonical NF-kappaB signal transduction
Molecular function (GO): GTP binding; GTPase activity
Source: RefSeq, a predicted model, not a curated record
GGUGGGCGGAGUCAGGCGGGACAGCUGGUCGCUUCCGGAUGUCCUCCCGCUGGCUCUCAGCAUUGCCUCUGAGCUGCAAGGGCUGCGGGAGGUGAGAGGCGCUGAGCCCCGUGUGCGUCGCGGUGCGGGUCCUGAGGAGCCAGGUCGGGGACUGGCUCCAGAGCGGUGUCCGCUGGCCGCGGUGACCGGCGUGCCUCUGUCUCACUGCCCCGCAGUGUCAGUUUUGUCCCGAGAGAAGAUGGGAAAGGGCUGCAAGGUUGUCGUUUGUGGGUUGUUGUCUGUUGGGAAAACUGCGAUUCUGGAGCAACUCCUUUAUGGAAAUCAUACUAUUGGGACGGAAGACUGUGAGACAAUGGAAGACGUGUACAUGGCCUCAGUGGAGACAGACCGUGGGGUGAAGGAGCAGCUCCACUUAUAUGACACCCGAGGCCUGCAGGAAGGCGUGGAGCUGCCAAAGCAUUAUUUCUCUUUUGCUGAUGGCUUUGUUCUUGUGUACAGUGUGAAUAACCUUGAGUCCUUUCAAAGAGUGGAGCUUCUGAAGAAAGAAAUUGAUAAGUUCAAAGACAAAAAAGAGAUCCAAGUUAGGAUGAGAGAAAGGAGAAAAUAACAUGACAAGAGUGAGCUUUGCAAAGAACAAGCUGGGGGUGAAAACACUGAACACCAAUGACACUGGGAUUUUAAAAUACAGGCCUGACCAAACUGGGAUGACCACAUGCAGCACGAGCUCAGACACGGACCUGAACACUGACCCUGUGACCCCAGCAGGUCCGAAGCCAGUUCAAGCUCUUGUCAGACUCAACAGCAUUCUGGAACUAAAGGAACCUCGGGAAACCCAAGACUAGCUCACAGGCUUGGACCCUUGGAGACAGUUAGGUCAAGAACGGGGAAGUCAUUCUGGAGGAGCUUAGUGCCCUUCCUUCUAAGACAGACCUCGCCAGCAGAAUACUAGCUUUUUACCUGCCACAUGAGGGCAGUGCAACAAGACAGCUGUCUGGAAACUAAGAAAUAAUUUCUUACCACAUUAAGAUUGCCAGUACUUAGGUCUUGGAUUUCCUUUAAAGUUCAAUCAACACUAUUCCAAAUUACCUUCUAAAAAUAUUCAUUGUCAGGCUGGCAAGAUGGUUCAGCAGGUAAAGCUGCUUGCUGCAGAGCCUGAAGACCUGAGUUCAAUCCACAGAAC